CAUCGUCCUCCCUGUGAGCAAGGAGCCACGUGACCAGCUCCCACUGCACUUCCUGUAGUUUUUGUUCAUGUUUGCAUGUGACGCCGUGCUGCUGCUGCUGCUGCUGCCGUGUUUUUAACACGAUGGACGCGGGAUAUCCUCCGUGUUUUGUCCGCCUGCUGCUCCAGCUGCUGCCGCUGCUGUGCGGCGCGGCUCCGGCUGCGGCUGCGCCGGCUGCAGGGAGCUCCGUGCCGGGCACAGGCAGGUUCUGGCACAUCACUGACCUCCACCUGGACCCCACCUACCACCUGGCUGAAGACCCCACCAAGGUGUGUUACUCCUCUAAAGGCGUCCCCGCCACUCACGCCGGCCUGUACGGGGACUUCCUGUGCGACUCUCCCUACCGUCUCAUCCAGUCGGCGUUCUCUCACAUGGCACCGCUCACGAGGCCGCAGGACUUCAUCGUAUGGACCGGUGACAGUCCACCUCAUGUCCCCGCCGAUGAGCUCUCUACAGACAUAGUGAUCCAGGUGAUCAGUAACAUGACCCAGACCAUCAGACAGCACUUCCCCAACCUGACUGUGUAUCCAGCCCUGGGAAACCACGACUACUGGCCUCAGGACCAGAUGCCGACCUCAACCAAUGACAUCUACAGAGCCGCUGCCCAGCUGUGGAAACCGUGGCUACAGCCUGAAGCUCUGCUCACACUCUCACAAGGUGGUUUCUACUCCCAGCUGGUAAAGCCUGGUCUGCGAGUGGUCAGUCUCAACACGAUCCUCUACUACGGUCCAGACAAAGUCACAAGUAACAUGACGGAUCCUGCUGGACAGUUCGAGUGGCUGGAGAAAACUCUGGAGAACGCUGCUCAGAGCCUGGAGAAGGUGUACGUCAUCGCUCAUGUGCCGGUGGGUUACCUGCCCUUCGCCAGAAACACCACUGCGAUAAGAGAGCGCCACAACGAGAGGCUGGUGGCCAUCUGCAGGGACUACAGUCAUGUGAUCGCGGGACACUUCUAUGGCCACACCCACCGUGACAGCAUCAUGGUGCUGUUGGACAAACGAGGUAAACCAGUGAAUUCUCUUUUUGUGUCGCCGGCUGUCACCCCGAUCAAACACGUUUUGGAGCCGUACUCCAACAACCCAGCUUUCCGGAUGUACUUGUACAACAGCAAGGACUACGCUCUGUUGGAUAUUUGGCAGUACUAUUUGAAUCUGACGGAAGCCAACGAGAAACAAAGAUCCGACUGGAGGCUUGAAUAUAUCAUGACUGAGGCGUUUGGACUGACUGACCUGCAGCCUCAGAGCCUGCUCCAGCUGGGCCUGAGCUUCAGGCUGCCGCAGACCAAAGCCUUCGACAAGUACUUCGCUCACUACAUGGUCAGCUACAACAGCAGCAUCGUCUGUGAGGGAGCCUGUAAGGUCAGCCAGGUGUGUGCUGUGCUCUACCUGGACCGACUGUCCUACUCCAAAUGUGUGGCGAAGGGAGAAUGAUAACGAAGGACUCGUCUCAGGAGUCAAAUUAUUUUUGAAUAUUUCUAUUUUUUAAUCUGUUGAAAUCAUGAAAAAGGGGAAUGCUCCUUAAUAUAUAUUUUUAAGCGCAAAUUGCACAAUUCCACCUUAAAUCAGUGGUUUAACAAAGAGAUAAUACUAUAAAUAUCUUGAUUAUGUUGAGUUGCAGAUCCUUCUUUAGGCUUUCUUACAGCUCAGUUUCAGAAGCAGCUCGUCGAUCCGCGGAGAAUACGCGGCUAUCACGGCGUCGGGCAGCACAGAGCACAAGAAAACAGUGUAGAGAAUCCAGUGGAUUUUCAAAAUAAAACACCCUGUGCAGACGACAGAUCGUUGGAAUAGACAAAAGGGAAAUUAACUUAACUAUGCAGCCAACUUAGAAGCACAUAAACCAAGAGAGAAUGACAAAGUAUCUGGAACUGAACUGAACUGGAGGGCCGUUGAGUUGAGUUGUCUCAGGGGUGAUCAUGAUUUUUAAAUGAUUCUUUAGGGAUUUGUCUCAGGGCGUCACAUAUCGUUUUUUAUCUUUUAAAUUUUAUAUUUUGUUACCUGAUUGAUGGAGUCAUGAAAAGGGAAAUUGCACCCAGAUAUCUAUCUGGAACAAACACUUUAACCCAGAUACAUCUUGAUGAUACUGAUCCUGCAUCUGUCUGAAAGCAUUAAAAAAAAAAAUCCUCCUCUGACUCGGCUGCUCCUCAGUUUUGAGGGUGAUGCAGAGCGGAUGAGGGAAAUCACUGAGGCAUUAUUUCUUUUCUUCGUUCUGAGUUAAAGCUCCUCAGUCCAUCACACAGGUUUACUGCCUGCCUCUCUUCUUGCACUAACGGAUUACAUCUAAUCUGCCAAACGUCGACCAUCACUUGAGCUGACGGUGUCCAUUAAUCACAAACACUGAACAGUAUUUAAAGCAGCGUUACGUAAGAGUCGAUAUUUUUCUAACCAGCGAGUAAAAGGUAAAAUAGUCACACAGUGUCGCUUUAAGUCGCAGUAAAUGAGUAAAUGAGUGAGGAUGCACAUGAGCUCCUCAGCGAAUACCGUGUAGUUUUAUUUUAUGUACACGAGACUAGUCACCCAACAUAUAAUUUAUUGGAAUAAAUUCAAGUAACCACCGUAGAGUUCAAGAUGAGGAAGAGGAAAAAAUACUCAAAAAUAAAUUUAUUUACACGUUUGGCAUGAGAUAACUGAACAAAAACACAGUUUUUAUUAUUUCGCUGUAUCUUUAAAGUUUGUUCUGUCCUAAAAAUGUAUUUUCAUGUGAACUAUCCCCCUAAUUUUCAGUUAAUAACAUCAUUGAAACACAUUUGUUAAAUAUUAAACUUUAACAAAAGCGUGAGAACAGUUCAAUCUACCAGAAAUACUGAAAAGUGAAACAUGAAUGGAGAACAUAAACAUGUUACAUAUCACAGAGAGUAUUGGUUUUAAGUGCAGUGCAGUUUAUUUUUCUACUCAAUGAAGAUCUCUUUGUGUUUUUUAAAUCAGGUUGAUGAAGUCGGUGAUCUUGUGUUUUCCAGAUGAUACAACAAUAAACAGAACACGUUUGUCUCUCAGUGACUGACCUCAUCCGACCCUC
Larimichthys crocea (large yellow croaker) is the source of this 3051-nucleotide messenger RNA. It is a transcript of the gene smpdl3a, whose product is annotated as sphingomyelin phosphodiesterase acid like 3A. The record is from RefSeq and is a predicted model, not a curated record. Gene Ontology annotation, molecular function: sphingomyelin phosphodiesterase activity. The transcript has 8 exons. Bases 123 to 1469 code for a protein of 448 amino acids. NCBI's taxonomy places the organism in Eukaryota, Metazoa, Chordata, Actinopteri, Sciaenidae. Gene Ontology annotation, biological process: sphingomyelin catabolic process.